AUGAGUGUCUUAAACAAGACCAUCAAUGUAUUGGGAGAGCCUAUCUCAUCUGAGACGUCGCGUAAGGAUAAGCUGCAAGAUGUGACAAGUCGCGAAUACAUUGACGUCGCACUUGCAACCCAAAGCAAGGAUUACGCCGCUUUUAAUUCUGAAAAUCAGGGUUUUUCCGUGUCUAUCGCGGAGCUCUUACGUGAUAUGCGGGGAGUCGUUGACUGUGACCGUCGCGUUUUGAAAUUCGCGCACCCGCAGUAG
Plasmopara halstedii is the source of this 252-nucleotide messenger RNA. RefSeq lists its product as uncharacterized. NCBI's taxonomy places the organism in Eukaryota, Oomycota, Peronosporomycetes, Peronosporales, Peronosporaceae. The coding region runs from base 1 to 252 and encodes 83 amino acids. The transcript has 3 exons. The record is from RefSeq and is a predicted model, not a curated record.